Molecule: messenger RNA, 7335 nt
Organism: Colletotrichum scovillei
Lineage: Eukaryota; Fungi; Ascomycota; Sordariomycetes; Glomerellales; Glomerellaceae
Product: RasGEF domain-containing protein
Exons: 2
Coding region: 1234-6699 (1821 amino acids)
Biological process (GO): positive regulation of GTPase activity; Ras protein signal transduction
Cellular component (GO): plasma membrane
Molecular function (GO): guanyl-nucleotide exchange factor activity
Source: RefSeq, a predicted model, not a curated record
UUGCGGCUUGUCGUUGUUUCUCUGGUCGCUUCCUGGUUGCUGGUGGUUGUUGGUCUGGACCUGGUCUGGCCUGGCCUCUCUCUCUCUCCCAAGUCUCCUUCCGCCUUGCUUUCUUUUGUGUUUGUAUCCUUCCCUACGUAUCUGUACCGUUCCUUCCUCUACCUUGGGUCAUUGUGUAAGGUACAUACACACCGAGGUACUCUCGCUCGCCUUUCCUUCCUCUAUCGUCGUUGUUGUCCAUUCCUCCUUCUUUCAACCACUUACUGGCGUGUAAUUACCUACCAGACGGCCACGGAGGACGGAAAUACUAUCUCAAAUUCCUCAUUCCUCCUUUCCGUUCACGAGACCUCGAAUAAUACACCUUGUACGAAUAAUCCAACACCUCAAGGCGACAGACAAUCAUACGAACCAGCGGCCGCUGCACGAGAACGAGCGCAUCCUCCGAGUCUCCGGCCUCCUUCCUGCGAUUCACGAAUCACCAACUCGGCCCUGUGUUUCUGUUUGUGCGUCGAAGCGCAUUCGCAUUCCACCCUCUCUUCCUCGAGUCUCUUCAAGGUAGCCCGCGACCUGCCUUCGACUUUCCUAUUCUCGCACAAGGUCUCAACUUUCGGUAACCUGUGGUCUUGGUCUUGGACUAUGCCCGUUGGACGCUUGUGCUUGCCUCUGCGUUUCUGUCUCUAUUGAGCGAACCCUGUGAGAGGUGUCUGGUUGCAAAACACUGCCGCCCUCACCACCGCCGCCGCCGCUUGCCAUUGCUUCUUUAUGGCGUCAAAACGUACGUUCCACUCCCACAUGCACCCUGAGCUCAUCUUUUUUGCCUUUUUUCCUCCGAGCGUCAGACCCGACCCAGCGUGCCACCCUGUGAGCUGAGUUGGUCCCUGGAUCUCACGGACCCGCGAGGGCCCUUUACGGAAUCCAGUAUAGCACCACUCGAGUGUCCAUGACCUCGUCCCGAGUUUGGUGCCUACCUACCUUACGUUGCCUACCUCACCUCGGGGCUUUGACACACACAAACAAACGCGCCGCUUCUUAGCCCGUCUCUUGUCUCUUUUACUACUGCCCUACUUCCCGCUCCGAGCCUCAUUCCUUCCUCCACUGGGCCGCACACCAAUCUAGUCCGACUGCAUCUUGUUGUGUCUCGCCAGAAAGCUGACCGAAUGCCUCCGCGACCAGUCACUCCAGCGAGCAACACCCGCUGCCCGCAGCUGUAAUCGAAUACACGCGAGACCGGCCAUGGAGGCCACCGAAUCGCGGUCCUCGCACGAUGGACUCGCCUUCAGUGUGCGCUCUCCGCAACGCGACCAGACUCCGCGCAGCCCGCUGAGUCCCAGAAGCCCAGUCGCCCCCCGCGACUCGAGAUCAGGAAGGUCGCCGAAACUCGCAACCGGAGGAAAGGAACCCCAGAGUGCCAUGACUGCUGGUUCUGGAGGAAAAUGGAUAAACAAGAUGCGCCAGCCAGGACCCUCAACAAAACCACUACUACCAGCCACAGAAAGGAUAUCCGAGGAGGAAAGGAAUCAGGUCCCGAUACGCCGCAUGAGAGCUGAUAGCUCUGCCGAUGACAAGUUUGAAAUCGCCCCCGAUGGAGGCUCCGCUGGACGUGAAGGACGUCAAUUCACCGUUGCCAACGUGGGCAAUAACGGCCGGAUAUAUCUGAGACCGACGGUUCGUCCUGCCAACCAGAGAUACCCUCAGCCAAAUUUUGUCUUUCCCAUAACGCCACCUGGGACGGCCGGUCUGGAUGCCUUGACCGAAAAACAGAGGCAAAAAGACGCAAGCGACCUUCACUUGAGCCAAUGGACCGCCACGCCACCAACUCCUGCAACGCCUGCAACGGCUGCCACUCCCCCAACGGCGAGAAACAGUCGCUAUUUUUCUGGCCACGCACCGAGACCCUCUCAACACCGACGUGCUCAUUCCGACUCGACAGCUCAUGACGGCGCCACUACGAGCAGGGACUCCGAAGCUGAAGGCUUCAAAAUUGUCAUCUCCAAGCCAGGCGAUGAACGGCGCGCCAAAACUAUGGAGGAUCUGGAUGCGCCUCACAUCCCCCUCCUAGACAUUGAGAUUCCAAACUGGAAAUUAGGCAACCCACGAUUCACCGCCAGAGGCACUGCCUUCUUCAGAGGAUCGAGUUACGCCCCGACAGAAGAGUUUCCCCGCUCCAGUAACGUUUCUUUCCUCCAUCGGUCUCAGACCGGCGAACUUACUCCAAGAAUACCUGCGUCAAUAGCGUCCAAGAAGCCUAGUCCCAUCUCGAUUCCUCAAAUACGCCUGCCGCCCAUGGAACCCGCGAGACACAAUGGCCCCCUCAGUCCCGCUCCCAUGACAACACCUCGGCUGCCUGCAAUCCGCUCAACCUACAUGUCAACCCAUCUGGUCAUCGAACCAGCCAUGUUCGAUGCCCUCACCUUCAAACCGACAUGCGACGACAGAUCGAUAGUGCGAUACUCUCCGGCUACGGGUGCAGUGACAGCUGCUACCCCGCCUCGUCUCGUGGCCGAGUUCACCUCUCCAAGCUUUCUCGACUAUGAACUCAUCUCCGACUUCUUCCUCACGUAUCGAUCCUUCCUCGAGGCGGGUGAUCUGCUGAAGAUGGUAAUGGCGCGCCUGCGAUGGGCUUUGGGCCGAAACGAUGAGAUUGGCAUGGUGGUACGAGUGCGAACUUUCGUCGCCAUGCGUCAUUGGAUCCUCAACUACUUCAUGGACGAUUUCGUCAUCGAAUACGGCCUUCGCGUAUCGUUUUGUAACCUCUUGAACGACAUGGUAGACGAGCUAUCAACAGACCCUCGUGGUCGCAAGGUUCAACUCAAGAUCUUGGCUGAGCUGAAGAAAUGUUGGCGGCGAGUGUGUGCUCAGUUUUGGGACGGACCGGAAUUCGACCCUUCUCUUGGCGCCAACGUGCCGAUAGCUCCUGGCGGGAUUGCAGGUCACAGAAACGCCGGUCUAGAUCCUUCUUUCUGGGAGAGAGAGGACGCUGUCCCACAGCUGGAUGGCCUAUUUGUGCCGAUUCCCGAGGAUAAGGAGCAGACAAGCUUCUACGCCGACGUUUCCCGAGCUGGCCAUAUCGCUGACUCCCAACCCAUCAUCGACAGACCUGCUACACCAGAGGGCCGCCAUGUUCAUGAGAUUGACAGGCGGCUGGCGGCUUCACCUACCAGUAUCGCCAGUAUGGACAUCAUCUCCUGCUCCUUCCCGAGUAAGAACUCGAAAGGAACUCAACAUGGCAACAAUUCCACUUUGGGCGCUCACCCAGUGGCACCCGCCAGCUCGGCCUAUUCCACCGCGGGACCAGUGGCAACGACUCCAAGAGCUCUUGUCGGAAAACGUGUACGGGCAGGGCACGGGCACAAGAGAAACGGCAGCCUUACGGACUCGCUCAGAGAACGAGAGCAUAGCACCGAAAAAUCGGGUCUACCGGACACCGACUUCCUCAUGUCACUGCCUUUCGCUGGCAGCCUGGUUCGAGGAAACCUGAUGCCUCCAGGUCAGCCGUACGUUGAAGUCAUGUCGCCUAGCCUCGCCGGUGAUUUCCAGCGCCAUACUACGGUCUUUCAAGUGCCAGGAGAGCAGCGUAGCGCAUCAGCCAUGUCUGGCCAGGGCAUGAAGAAGUUGAUCGGCAGUGUCCGACGCGCGCUGAGCACCCGAGGACAGGGCGUUUCUCCCACCCAGGGUAACUUCAUCAACAUCUCUCCCAUAGGCCCGCGCGGGGCUACGACCAACCGAUUGCCGGGAACCGCCAUAGUCCCCCAGGCUAGGCGGCAACAGAACGGAAUUCGGCCUCCUGUGCGUAUAGAUCUUCUCGGCGCGGAGGUUGUGGAGGACUUCAAGAAGGCUGUUCGAGAAGACGCAGCCGCUGAGGCCGCGGACGAGGCCGCAAGACGCGGACAUCUAGAUCCCACCGCUGCCGCUCUACAUAGGGCAGUAUCCGAACAAGAUUUCGACUAUUCGGCUGUUCCUAAAGUUUCAUCUUUCGGCAGCAUCCCGGAGGAUGACGUACUGAGGCCGCUUAGCGACAUGGCCAUCACUACCGGCAGCAAGUCUAUCGUCAUCGUAGAUGACACAAUCCAAUUUUCUCUGCCAGCAAUGCAUGGAGCGUUGCCCGCGACUGAGUCUGUGGAGGCUUUUGCUGACACCUUUCUGCCAGGCGGUGCGGAUCCAACGCCGCCAAACACACCACCAGGCCAUGCAAUGGGCACACCUCGACGGUCGUCUUACUUGCUUAACCAACAUGUUGUCAGACCGUCCAUCUCGGUAGACCCACUGCCUCCCUUUGUGCCUGACUUGACAACUCUAGGCAACAAUCAAAGCACUCGCCCUUCCAUGGAUACCGAUCGUCCUUUGUCGGAGUUCAUCGCGCCUUCUUCCAGCCGUCCUACUUUGUUAAGGUCAACGAAAAAGCACAUUCGGCAAAAGUCAAGUAGGACAAAUAGAUCCCUCGACUCAGCCGUCGUCCACCGGCGCACUACCUCGUUUGGAAGUACCUUCAAUCCGCGCUCAACAGUCAAGAGCUUCGACGCGACCACGUACACUGAAGGCUCCGUCGCUGACGAGGAUGAGCCGAGCCCCGUGCCUCAGCCACUCCGGAUUUUGAGAAGACGACCAGGCGGAGACCUGCGCGCAUUCAACAACGGGGGUGACGGAGAUGCCUUGCCCUUGCGUAAGUCGCGGUCGGCAGGCUCCCUCACAACCUACUCUGAAUCCAUGCGAAGCUCCUAUUUGCAGAGCCCCAAGCAUGAUUCUAGUGCGUUCGUUGAUGUCGUGUCGAGCGAGUUCUCCCACCGAGGAGACGCCGAUAAUUUUUCCCUGGGCGCAAUGGCUGAGCCAUCGGCAAAAAGACAACUCUCGCUCUUCAGUACUCACUCGUCUAAGCCCAUCAUGCGUCCUUCAUUUGAAGCUGAGGCGCAGAAGCUCGCCCAAAUUCCCGACGAUGAAGACGAUGGUGGCGUAGAAUCAGCCUUGGCCAAGUUGGAAGGCAAGUAUGAGAAGAAAUCUUUCAAAUUGUCCAUGGAGCCCACAAAUGCUCCUCUCCAAGGUGUCGAUACUGUGAUGGAUCUUAAAGGUGAACCCGCUGAGGCGCAAAAGCAAGAAAAGAAAGGACAUCGUCACUUGCAUGUUCUUCCUGUGGACGCCGCCGCCGUGGCCCAACAAGAAGAGGGAUCAGAGCCCCGCUCCAGCUUUCUCGACGUUCCCAAUGGACCUCGAACCGAUGCGAGUUCUUUCCUAUCAGACAACUCGGCAGGCUCGUAUUGCUCCAUUCCUCUUCUUGAAAGAGGUUUGGCAGACGAUGGCCAGAGCAAGGCAUCCGCGCGGGAAUGGACCAACAUGUCUGUUCUUCAAGACCCCGAGGAAGAAAUUUCACCAGCAGUGACUCCUCGCCCAAUGUUCGAGGGAUCAUCUCACACAUCUUCGUACGAGUUCGUCCGAAAGACGGAGAGCCUGGAAAAGAUCAAGUCGGGCGAUUCCCCGCCUAGCGAGCAGUCAUUCUUGGACGACGAUAGUGAUGGAGAAGACUUUGGUUCUGACCUUUCGUCCGAGCUGUCAGCCGAGAUCGUCGAGCCCGAAGAGUUUGCCAUGAAUCAAACACAACCUCUUCCGGACCGCAACGCUCACCGCAGUGCAUCCAUUCUGGAGUUCGAUCCUCGACCCUUGAGAGAGUCGGCCAUGGGUCCUUCAGACAGCCGAGAACCUCCGUCGCCACCAAUGACGCUUGUCCAAGCCCUCCAGAUGUCACCUGAGGCCGUCCUGGUUCCCGAGCUUCACGAACAUCAGGUGUAUCAGCAAAAGCCCCUACCGCCGACUCCCGACACCACUCCGGGGGCGAAUCAGCCCAACUCGCCACUUGAUCCUACCGGCACCAGAGAAGCACUGCGCGGGCAGCCAAAGUACACUGAACGCGAAAGAGAAUCGUCCUUGAGAUUCUCUGUCCACCUACCGUUCACGCUUGCAUUCGACUCGGAGAUUCUAGCUCAACAGUUCACGCUGAUCGAAAAGGAUGCUCUUAAUGAGAUUGACUGGAAGGAGCUCAUCGAUAUGGGUUGGAAGAAUGCUACCAACAACGACUCUCGGUCCUGGGUUGAUUUCCUUCGCAACACGGAUGCUCAUGGCGUUGAGGUCGUCAUUGCGCGCUUCAACAUCAUGGUGAAGUGGGCAUGCAGCGAGAUCGUGCUGACGCAAAAUAUUGAGGAGAGAGCACGAUGCAUCAUCAAGUAUAUCCACAUUGCUGCUCACUGCCGCCGAUACCGCAACUUUGCGACCAUGAGUCAGAUCGCCAUCGCCCUGACUUCGAUGGAGAUAUCUCGGCUUACAAACACCUGGGCCAUGGUACCGCCUUACGAUAUGCAGACUCUGCGGGAGUUGGAAACUCUCAUCUCCCCUACCCGCAACUUUUACAACUUGCGUGCCGAGAUGGAAGUUGGCUCUGACACAGGCUGCAUUCCAUUCGUAGGCAUCUACACCCACGACCUUCUCUUCAACGCUCAAAGACCCUCGGAGAUUGCUAGCUCCCCAACCACUGCACCGCUGGUUAACUUUGAGAGGUGUAGGUACGCCGCGACCAUUGUCAAGACACUGUUGAGGCUGCUCGAGGCUAGCACACUCUACGAAUUCCAACCGGUUGAGGGCAUCACCGAGAGGUGUCUCUGGAUGAGUGCUCUAAGCGAUGAAGAGAUUCGCAAGCACUCUCAUCGUCUGGAGUAAGCCAGCUAUUGGCAUCCUUCAAGGCGCGUAAUUACAAACAAACAAACCCGGCAAAAGCCAGUACGACUGCUUCGGGUUUGGACCCUCAGACAACACCCCUGCAUUAUACGUGCGCCCUGCACGCGACCUUCGCUCACGCCCCAGUCUCCUUUCUCUCACAUCAUCAUACGUGACGAACGCGUAUCCCGACUACAUCACUCAUUCGAUGCUCAUUUUGGCCAUCGUCAUUUUUCACAUCGCCCUGCUUUGGUUUCAAAGCAGUGGCCAUAUACCCUGUACUGAUAAUUACCAUAUGAUAUCACCAGAACCUUAUUUAAGGCUCAGCAACUGGAGGGGGGAAGGGGGGGAGGAAGAAAGAAUAGGCCAGGGAUGGCCGAGCAUUGCACAUAGAUAGCGAUGGUCUAUACCCCUUACUUUGCGUCAUUUAAGCGAGCGAGCGACCAUAUCAACUAGGACAAGGAGUUGAGGGGGAGGAACAAGGGGAUCUUUUUAACCGGUAGGGAAAGGACAUUUUGAGUGUCCUGGGCUCGAGGUUUUCUCGGGCAACGUUCAAUACCCCUUUUGCAUGUUGGACUCCGGCUCGAGGAGGCGAGCUGAUCAAACAAACAUUCAGAUUCUUCAAAACCUUGUGCACCC